AUGUUUGGCUCCUCCCGAGCGGGUGUGAGGGGCGGACAGGACCAGUUCAACUGGGAAGAUGUCAAGACGGAUAAGCAAAGGGAAAACUACCUGGGGAACUCUUUGAUGGCCCCAGUGGGCCGCUGGCAGAAGGGGAAGGAUCUCACAUGGUACGCCAAGGGGAAGAAAGGUGACGCGGCCCUCUCCCGGGCGGAAGAACUGGCUGCCAUCCGGCAGGUGGAAGAGGAGGCCAUGAUGGCGGCUUUGGGCUACAAGAACAUGAAGAAGCAGCCGACAGGACUGAGCAAAGAGGAUCUCGCGGAGGUGUGCAAACGAGAUGGAGCCGAGCGGGAUGAGAAGAGCGUGGAUCGGGUGUUGGGCCUGGGAAGCACGAGAAGUUCUGGGAGCCGGAUGAUGUUUUCCAAAGAAGACAAGGAAGCUGCUAAGCUGGGGCUUUCAGUCUUUACGCAUCACCGAGCAGCAAACAGUCCGGAGGUUUCUGCUCCUAAAAGAAAACCAGACAAGGCAGAAGAAGAACCACGCAGGCCAGAGGCCACCAAGAGAUCCAAAAAGAAGGAGAAGAAAAAGAAGAAGAAACACAAGAAAGAAAAGAAAAAGGAAAAGCACCACAAAAAGAAAACUGCGUCGUCUUCUGCUUCCUCUUCCCCGGAUGAUAGAGAAAGAAAAAGGCGGUCUGCCUCCCCUCCUGAGCACCAUCCAUCAUCCUCCCAGCAGGCUGGAGCCAGCCGCCCUGACAGCCAUUCAUCACCCUCCCGAGGAGGACAGAAACCGCCCAGCAGGAGGCGCCACAGCCCUGCUUCCCCCGGCCACGGCAAGGAAGGGGCCCCCUGCGGCCGGCCAUCAGCAAGGGCACGGUCUCCCAAGCCGGGGAGGAAGGAACGGCAGAGUUGGAGCGACGGCCAGUCCACGUCUCCUAGGAUCAGGGGUUCGGGGGCGCAGAAAAAGAGGAGAAGCAGGUCCCCCCCAGCACACAGAGCCGGGAGGAGGCACGACACUGACUCGGACGAUUAA
Euleptes europaea (tarantolino) is the source of this 1011-nucleotide messenger RNA. It is a transcript of the gene C11H1orf35, whose product is annotated as chromosome 11 C1orf35 homolog. Lineage: Eukaryota; Metazoa; Chordata; Lepidosauria; Squamata; Sphaerodactylidae. The transcript is spliced from 8 exons. Bases 1 to 1011 code for a protein of 336 amino acids. The record is from RefSeq and is a predicted model, not a curated record.